UUUCUCUCGCAAUGCCCCAAUAUGUUCCUACAUGCUUCAAUUUAUAGUAUUACGUCAUGUAUACUAUAGAUCGGAGCGUAUUGAAGCAAGUAGGAGCAUAGCGACGCCAUCAAACCUCUAGUGCAGAAAUGGUAGAGAACACGCAUGCGCGCCCAGCCGGGCCCAUCUGAGAGCACUGCUUGCCGGUACGCAUCAGUACGCAUCGUUGUCAACAUUGACAGUCACGUUUUUACAUUGCUAUAAAGACAAGUAAAAAAUUACUUUUUUUUAAUGGCUAAAUACUGGACAAAUACUGCUAACGCACUGCAAGAUUUUGCAAGCAUUCUAGCUUGUGGAAAAUGCCAAUCUAAACCAAUAUCUCCUGUAAGACUUACAAAUUGUGGACAUUUCUUCUGUCACAAUUGUAUCAAAAAUGCAACAAAAUGCAUUAUGUGUGAUAUACCAGUACAGCCAAGAGAAAUGAAUCCUGAUUAUUUAGUGUCCAAUCUCAUUCAGAAUUGUGAUAAUAUUGCAGAAAUAAUAAAAAAAAGAGAUACGUGGAACAAUGCUGCAAGUAUAUCUAACAUAUCGUUAGAUAACACAGUAUCUACGGUAGUUAUUACACCAAGAAAGCAAUCUAAUAUACGCAAGAAAAACAUAAAUAAACCAAAUUUCAAAGGAGAAACACUGUUACAUGUUGCUUGUUUAAAAAAAAAUUCUGAAGAAGUUAAACAUCUUUUACUAGCUGGUGCAAAUCCUAAUACAAAAGAUUAUACUGGUUGGACACCAUUGCAAGAAAUGGUCAGUUUUGGUUAUACUGAAAUAUGUAAGUUACUACUGAAUUGUGGAGCGUUGCCUGACAUAUCAGGUUAUAAAUGUAGAAGACCUUUACACGAAGCUGUUAAGUGCAAUAGAAUUGAGGAAGUUAAGUUAUUGUUACAUCAUAAUGCUGACAAAAAUCUGUGCGAUCAAAAUGGAAGAAAACCCAUAGAUUAUUGUAAGUCAGAUGAGAUACGACAGCUUCUGAUGAAUAAUCCACAACCGAUAUCUGAGAAAGUAUCUGACCUUAAUCAAUCGUUAGAUAAAUCAUCGCUAUGUGCAAAACGUGACAAAUUUGUAAUUCUCACAUCAAAUUUGAAACAUGAAAAUCAGAAAUUGCUUGGUCUCAUAGCCGCAAAACAUAAAUUCAAAAUUUUGACCACAUACAGGCCAUCUGUUACACACGUCGUAGUAGAAGCAAAUGAGCUAAACAUUACAAAAUUGACACUUGACGUUUUGUUUGCGAUCGUUAAUGGAAGUUGGCUUCUUAAUAGUGAAUGGAUUCACGUGGCGGAAGAUAUGGAUGAUAUAUCUGACAUGGAUUUUGAAUUAUUCGAAGUAAACGGUGUUCCAACUCAUGGCAUCCCAAAGAAAGCGAGACAGAAUAAAGAGUGCUGCGAUCCACGUCUCUUCAAUAAUUGUUUCUUCUAUUUUGCUUUACAAGCAAAUGUAACUUAUCAGAUUGGCGAUAUACGAUUAACGAAAGAUGAUCUGAUAAGGCUUGUGAAAGAAGGAGAAGGUACAGUGCUUACCAGAAAACCAGAUCCGGAAGACUUGAAACACAUGUCGCAAGUAAUACCUUUCCACGUCGCAAAUGACACGUCUAAUCUUUUGUACAAAUGCACACAUUACGUGAUAUACAUGCCAGCAUGUGUAGAAACAAAAAGGAGAACGACGGAAGAGAGGCUAGAAAGGAGAACGGGACAGUAAAGGAAAGAGGAAGAAGAGCAUAAAUCUGGAGGAAAAUAGAAAAUAAGAACAAGAUCCGGGAAGAGAGUAUAGGAAUCAGAAAAAGUAACAAAUACCGAACGAGACUAGGGCACAGACAAAAGAUUCGAACAUUUCGUAUGUUGAGUUAUUCAAAUAGUUUGGAGCGGAAAAUGAAGGAUCGGAACUGCUCGAUGUUCAAUCGCAAGAUCCCAGACCAUCCAAAAUUUUGCUAAUGAGAGUUUUUCUUUAAAAGUAUACUGCACACGUAAGCACAAGACUUAGA
Messenger RNA from Linepithema humile (Argentine ant), 2011 nucleotides. RefSeq names its product BRCA1-associated RING domain protein 1-like. NCBI's taxonomy places the organism in Eukaryota, Metazoa, Arthropoda, Insecta, Hymenoptera, Formicidae. Gene Ontology annotation, cellular component: BRCA1-BARD1 complex; BRCA1-A complex. The record is from RefSeq and is a predicted model, not a curated record. Gene Ontology annotation, biological process: protein K6-linked ubiquitination. Gene Ontology annotation, molecular function: ubiquitin-protein transferase activity; protein binding.